AUGGGUCAGUCUCAUUCGAAAGCGCCUUCUCACCAUGAACAGCAACGCACCAGCCAUGACGCCGUUUCAUCCGCGCCAUCACGUCCACCCUCCACCCCGGCACCAGGCUGGAUCAAGAUCCCUCGUUCAAGAUUCAUUAGCAAACAUCGACACAAUGUCUCGUCCAGCCAGGACGUCUCGCCACCUCAGCAGCACCAGUUCAUCCCAAAACAACAACGUCAGCGCUCGGUCGGUCCCAUCCGCACGCGACCAGAACCGUCCGAGUACGGCCUCAGGCGGCCUUCGCAGCCAGUAUCGCCCCUGACACCGUCGGUGCGCAUCCAGGAGCGACGGUCGAGCAGAGCCAUCUCGGUCGAGCUCGACAAGCAGCGCCGUCUGCCAGUGUACCCAGUCGGGAUGACGAUCGAAACCUCUCUCAACACGCCAAAGCGGGCAUUUGGCAGUGCGGACACUGGCAAUUUGUCCCAGUCGUCGUUCACGUCCUUGGCGCCGCCCGUCCCCCCUUCGCCCGUGCCUCCCCUGCGCAAACAACGUCGCCCCUCGGCACAGGCGGUGACGAGACAGGACAGGUCCGACUCGGCUGACUCGAGCGUCACUGCCAGCUUGGCUGACGUGGCCAUCGCGAGCGCGCCGGGCACUCAGACCAAGGCGGCCAGCGAAGCUCGGCCUUCGACAAGUGGUGCGGUCGUGUCUGCGGGAACAGGAACGGGCACUGUGCUGAGCUCGAUCGGCACAUCAUCCGCCGCAGAAGGAGCGUCUACGGUGGCGACGAGCGUCACGGCGGCGUCCACCUCUCAUCCAGCGUUGGCCAGAAAAGGAGCAGGUGAGAGCCUCGGAUGCGUGACUCUGUCGCCUGCACUGACUGCGUCGGGACGCCUGUCAGAGGCCUCGGAUGCCGGCACCAAGGAGAUCCUGCUUUCCGAUCGCGACUCGGCAGCUGCGCCAAAGAUGAGCUCCGACUCGUUCGUACGUGGACCGUUCGACGAACAGCAUCCAGACCUGUACAGCUUCUAUCCCGCCGGAACCUCGCUGACCAGGCCCGUCGCGCAUACUGUGCCCACCACCACCCCUUCGCCCCUUUCUCGCAUGAUCGAGCUGCAGGCCGAAUCGCCUCCGUCCCGCCAUGUUGGAGCGGUCCCCGAUCUCUCGUCGCCGCGUCCCGACUCGAGUCACUAUGACAGUCUCGGAAGAGGAGGAACCAGCCUGCACGCACAACCCGGUAGCUUCCGCUCGUUCCGUUCAACGAGCGAGGGAAGCGUGCGGCCGUAUCGGCCUCUUCCGGUUGCGCCAGCUCGACACCGUGGCUACUCGCUCGGCCUUGUGGCGGAUGACCGUCGAGACGCGUCGGUUGGGGCCGACUCGUAUGUCACGGCUGAUGCUCACAGCCGGAUGCAGAGCGUAGACCAACCAGGCGCUCGUCGGAUCGACGGUCUGCCGCCGAGCGACGGCCAUCUGUACCCUCUCAUGGCAAUGGGCAUGGUGGCCGCUGCAACCUCGCCCACGCAGUACACACACAGCAGUCGCGGUCCAUCUGUUGCGGGUGACAGUGAGGGACGUCGCUAUUCUCGAGGCAGUGCAGGUUCGCUGAUCUCGCCCGUUGCUGGACCACGUCCUCUGCCAGCGAUCCCGUCAAAGGGUGUCGAUGCAGGUGUCGACGAGGCCGACUAUUCGCAGUGCAAGGGUAAGAGUAAGCGGUCCAGUUUCGUCGCCGCUGGUCACAACGACGGACCACCUCUGUCGCCUUCUGCGUUCUACGAGACCAAUACGCAGGUUCCAUUCGUUCCCACUGCGUCGCCACCUGUGGCACCUAGGCAUAGCUGGACUUCUGAUGGGGCGUGGUCUGCAUCCGUCGCGGCACCUUGCUCCACCUACGGAGCCGCAGGCAAUCUAUCCCACCCCGAACGGACCAUCGGCGACAGCCACACCCUCCACCAAGCUUUAGCGCAGCCCACUCAUCACCAUACCUGCCACCAAUCCAUACCACCCUCGGACACCAUCCUCGACACCACAGACGCCGAGAUGAGCAGACUCGAAAAGUCACGCUCCGGAAGCCGCACGCUCCCUCCAGCAUCUCCGCACACUAGCACGCAGCUUCCCGACAGCCUCGAGCGCGCACCCUACGCCGACACGGGCGUCCAAGCGAGCCUGGCCGCGCUCCGUGCGCUCGAGUCGCCAGGCGAGAGCCUGCGCACCAUGUUCGCGCGCCAACGCAUGUUUGGCGAGCCUGAUGCCUCGGUCACCGAGAUGCUGCGCGACUCGCAUAUCCUCGACGGCGAGUCAUGCUUGGACGAGGAGGAGGUGCGUGCGGUCAGUGGGCCGAGGCGGAGGAGACGCGCGGCGCCGUACCCGACGUCGUCGGACGAGGUGUCGUCGAGCGGUAGGAGCCUGUCUGUCCGGCACUUUGGCGCGGCGAGGAGACAGGGACGGAGACGCAGGGAGUACUCGGGUAUGGCCGAGGCAUCCGGCACUUCGAACGCAGAAAUGAGCGGGAGAGGGUCUGAUUCGGAGAGCGCGACGCUAGCUGCCGUGCGGUUGGUUGCGUCAAGGGCGAGGGGUUUGAGGAAGGUGGUGGAUCGGGAGGGGGAAGGGGGUACAGAGCAUGGGGUAGGCCAGGAACGACCUCGUCAUCAGAGGUACGUGACUGCGCAUUCGUAUGCUGAUCUGACGGGCCCCGAUGUGCAACAGGAAGACAUUCCACAUCCCUCCCCGCCUACGCAAUCGGCAUCUCGAACGAAUCCUCCCUCUACGAAGCACCGUACCCCACGCUCCCCGUCAACACCGCUCGUCGCGUUCCCCCAGCAGGACUACCACACUGCAACCGCCGCUGCCAAACCCGUCCCACGAGACAAUCCUCAACACACUCGACUCGCACACCGCAUGGACCAGCAUCACCGCCACCGAUCACGCAGCGACGCCCACGCAUCCAGCACAGCACGGAGCAGCAAGCUCGCCGCGCACAGAGCGGCACGACGCGAUACCGAGAUCAGCCGCUACGACGCUCAGAUCGCCGAACUGCUCCUGCUGCGCGAUAAAGUGCUGCAGCUGGAAAGCACGGUGGGUCAGAGCUUCACCACGUCAAACUAUGGCGACUUGGCGUACAGUGUGGAUGGCUCGACCAAGACGGCGAGGAGGAAGUCGAGGCCGUCCAAGCUCGGGUAUACUGUGCCGGAUAUUGUCGCUUGGCAGGCAGGGUUGGGGAGCAGUAGCAGCGGCAAUGCCGCGUCGUCUGCAGUGCGUUGA
This is a messenger RNA of Sporisorium graminicola, 3240 nucleotides long. RefSeq lists its product as uncharacterized. NCBI's taxonomy places the organism in Eukaryota, Fungi, Basidiomycota, Ustilaginomycetes, Ustilaginales, Ustilaginaceae. Bases 1 to 3240 code for a protein of 1079 amino acids. The transcript has a single exon. The record is from RefSeq and is a predicted model, not a curated record.